AUGAUCAGAAGACUGCACAGAAUUUUCAAGAAGUGCGCAACAAACAAAAACGCACUCGUGAUGGCGACUCUGCGUGGUGGGAACGAUUCGUCCAUUCAUCAGAUGAUAAACGGAAUGGACAGAAUACCAAGGCCAUUCAUGAUAGGCGUAGCAGGUGGAACAGCCUCAGGAAAGUCAUCAGUUUGUGCUAAGAUAAUGCAACAGCUUGGUCAGACAGAGGUGGAUGAUAAUCAGAGACAAGUUGCUAUUAUAAGUCAGGAUGCCUUUUACAGAACCCUCAAUGAGGAUGAGAAGAAAAAGGCUCUCCGUGGCGAGUUCAACUUUGAUCACCCAGAUGCAUUUGAUCUUGAAUUCAUGCUAAAAACCGUGAGAGACGUUUUGAAAGGAAGGACAAUACAGAUACCAAACUACAACUAUGUCAGAAAUAGCAGAGAGGAAGACUAUCAGACCAUAUACCCUGCAGAUGUAGUUCUAUUUGAGGGUAUCCUUGUGUUCUACUUAAAGGAAAUCAGAGACAUGUUCCACAUGAAGCUUUUUGUUGAUACUGAUCCAGACACAAGGCUGUCCAGGAGAGUGUUAAGAGAUACACGUGACAGAGGAAGAGACAUAGAACAAAUCCUUCACCAAUACACAACUCUAGUCAAGCCAGCAUUUGAGGAAUUCUGUUUACCUACUAAAAAAUAUGCUGAUGUGAUAAUACCACGAGGAGCUGAUAAUACAGUGGCGAUUGACUUAAUUGUUCAACAUAUUCAAGAACUGCUUCGUCCAAGUAAUAAGAGUGCGAAAAGACUGAGGCAUAAUUCAGACUCAUUCGUUGGUCGACCACAUUGAGCAGCUGCUGUUUGAAAUACCCUGUACUGAUUAGCUUGAUCUUUGAUCACAAAGUUGGUAUUCUUUCAUAUACAGUACUAUUACCUGGAGAUAGCUGAUCAUGUUGUGCUGCUACACUAUUUUAUUACAUUUUUGCCAGUAUAAUAUAGAAUAUAUCUCAUUGAUGAGAGAGAAAACACCAAUCAUCUUAUAAAAUUGACAAGUCAUAAAGCCUGGUACAAGAAACACAAAACCAGAAACCUGAAGGGGUUUUUAACUCAUGACUUUCAAUUCCAUGGUAAACUUUCAUUUCUAUGAAAGUCAACAACCCAUGCAAUGCAAAUUACCUUAUCAGAGAUUAAACGCAAUCCCCAACACUUCAUUGAAUAUGGAGCUAACACAUUAGACAUUUCAAGGGGAUUCGUGUCAUCAACAGCCACAGCUGUAGGUCGCUAUCAUAUUUUUAGCUGCAUAGUAACUUGUCACAGGUAGACUCUGUCUGAACAUUUUACAGCAAAUUUUGUCUGUUAGUAACAUGAAUAAGUAACAUUUUUUGUGUAAAUAUAAAAAUAGAUUUACAUAGUACAUUGAAAUUUAUUUUUGUGUUUACAUAUUUUCAAUGAUUUUUUUUAAAGACGGACUAUAUUUUGCUGCACACUUAUAAUGAGCGAGUAGUGUCUUGGAAAAGCUAGUCAGCUUCCUCGUCUUAUAUCUGUUGUAAAUAUGUCAGUAAUUUGGACAUUUUGCUUGUGAAAACGUAAUGAAUAAAAUAUCUAAUAGUGUCUUCAGUAAUAACUAAUACAUUUCACUCAGGCGUCUAAUAUUUUUAGUAUCUUUCACUCGUGUUGACCACUUGUUAAUGAUACUAAAACAAUAGAAACACUUGUGAAAAAUAUUUGUUAUUACUAAAGACAUUAAUUCUCUAUUCAUAUAACUGAAAUAUCUGCCAUAAUACAUUAGAUAUGUACAGUACAGAUUUGAAAUUAGUCUCUUUGUUACAGAUUUUAAACCUAUCUGUUAAUCAAGUCACUUUGAUGCUACAUUUUAAACUUGCUUGUCAAUUUUGUCUCUGUUGUACAACAUUUUACAAUAGACUUAUUUGUUAAUUCGGUUAUUAUGUGGCAGCAUCUACAAACUAAUUAAAGACAUAGAUGCUUCACAAAAUACAUGUGUGCAAUAUAACUGCUGAGAAACAAAAAGGCAUACUGUAAUUUUAUGGUCAAUAAGUAACUUUCAGUAUAAUAAAGACUUGUUGUGGCUUCAGUGAUCUAAGUUUAAGAAAUUCCUUUAGAUGUUUUACACUAUGAUUUGAUAUACUUUGUGAUAUAUACAAACAAUAUAGAAUGUGUUCCAAUAUGAUCUGAUAUGUUUUGUACACAGUAAAGGGCAUGAUUUGUAAUUCAGAGUUUGCUAUCCAUGUUUAUACAGUGAUUAAUCUAGAAUUUAUUUUCACGAGUCCUUUUCAACAUAAUUGCUAAGAAUUAUGGGUCCCAUGAUGUAAAAUUUGAGUAUUUCCAAAACUUUCUGGGGUCCCAUAAAUGUGGAUUUAUCACUUAUCAUAUGUUUUGACUUUACAACAGAGAUAAGAAUUAUCUCCUCUAUGAUAAUGUUGUGUUUUAUAGCAUGUCAUAUUAAAUGCAUUUGUGAGAUAUAAUCCUUUAAGUGGAGUUAGUAUGCCACAAUUAAGGGUGCAUUAAUUUGUUGUUUACAAUGAGAACCCAAGGGAUUGUUUAAGAUACUAGGUGUUAUAAUAUAUUGAAGGUGUUAUUCAUUUUAUUACAUUUGGGUAAAUUUUGCGUGAUUAUAUUUAUUGAAAAAGAUAUCAUGUAUGUAUGAAUAUUGUAUAAUCCUAUGGUUUUGUGUGAAGAAAUCAUCCCUCUCUUUAUUUCUCCCUUAUUCAGAUAUAUAAGAUUUAUUCUGAUGAUGUACAAAAAAUAUGUACAGGAUUAAUGAUCCUUUGAAAGCCUCAAAAUAUGGUGUAUAUAUAUAUAUAGAUAUAUGGUCAAUACAUUUCCAUACUUCUACAUCCGCUGGCUAUUUACCUGAAUUAUUCUAUUCACUGGUUAUCUGCCCUUCAUUUACAUUUUUUACUUUAUUGCUAGUUUUUUGUCCCAUCUUUCAUCCUUCAACUGAGAUCGAAUAAAUAAAAAUGUUAUGAAACUAUUCAAUAUUAAUGAAAUGUAUGUGUUUGUAACCCUGGUGAAAAUGUAUCUGCUUCUUGCCAAAUUGACCAGGAGAAAUUUCUCUUAAUAUUAAGUUGAAGAGUUUAUGACUAGUAAGCCACAGACUGCAUAUUUAUCCCAAGUGGAUGCAUGGUGUAAUAAUACCCAAUUUGACCUUCGAACCCUUGUAGAAAUUUACAAGCAUUGCAGUUAAAUGUUGAGAUCUCAAGGACUAGUGUUAACAACCCCACACCCCGCAAUUAAGUUGAGGAGAGGGAAGGGGUUAAUACUGGAAUCAGCUUGUCUGUUUGUCCAUCUGUAGACAAACUUUGUCCGGCUAUGCAUUCACUCAGUUGUGACAGGUCUUUUUUUUCAAUUUUGUUGGAAUGGCCUGUACAUUAUGGAGAUGUGCCCCUUGAAGUGACUUUACAUUGAGGUGUCCCCACAGGAACACAAUUUUGUCUGGGUAUGCAUUUUUAUAAAUAGCCAUUUUCCGUGUACCCAUUCAACUAAAAAUUUGGUUCACACUUGAAAAAUACCAUUUUACAUAUAAUACGGGUUUUUUCCUCUUUUUGACUUCAAAUGAAUUUUUCCAAAUUUUCAGGGGUUUUUUUCUAACAUUUUUUUUUCUUUUUUUUUUUUUAUUAAAUUUUUGCAAUAGUUGGUAAUGGAUUAAGAGUGCUGAUUUCUUUCAUAAAUAGUAUUAAAGGAUGAUGUAUUGAUACUAUAAAGUCAAAACGUACAUAUGAUUUGUAUUUUUCAAAUUCUUGCCAUGUUUUUGAACUUAACUAUGGACACAAAGUAAUUAGCAGCAUCCUUUAAUAAUGACAUGUGUUUGAGAAUUGGAAAGAGAAUGUUGAUGUAUGUAAAAUGUUAUGUGAUGAUAUAAACCAGGGGUGUGUUGAAGUAUGUAGCACACAUCAAAUUAGAAAGGGACAGUGACAUAUAAUUACGUUGAAAAUAAUGGGCAUUUAUUUAUUUGUUUAUCGCUGGAUAUGGGAUGUUGAUUCUGUACAUGAUCUUUUUAUGAUUUCAUUCUCAUGAUCUGAAGUCGUUUGAUAAAAUACAAACAGAUAAUUGUUGAUAUGUUUUAGCUCAUUUUAGAACCUGGUUUUUAAACUCGUAUUGACUUUUUCAUUGACUUUUGACCAAAUUUGGUUUAAAGGGGGGAGGGUAUAAGUUAUCCUCGGGAUGACGGUUUUACCUAGUUCUUUCUGGGAUGGGAGUAUUUCACUCUGGCAAAAAUAAAACAGUCUUACAUAUAGUUGUUUCCUACUGACUGAAAUUGGGAGAAUUUCUCUUCAGCUUAAUAGGUAGAAUAUUACACAAGACUUGCAAGUUAGAAGUUCUGGAUGCAAACCCUAGCAAAACCAUGCAACAUAUAGUGUUAAUGAUGCUGAUCAAACUUGUUUUUGGUUUUGUUCAUAUAGAAACUUGCAGCAUAAAUUGUGAUACAGAGUUGUAGUAAUAAAUAAUAUUGCACCUUUAUUUUUUCUCAAUAUACUAAAGUUAGAUAUUUAUAAAAGUGAUCUGAAACGUGUUCAUUUUUUCUUUUGAUAUCAGGGAUGUGCUGUCACACAAAAUGUAAUUAUCAUCUACUGUAUUUGUUUGUGUAUUGUCAAUAAGAUUCUCUGUAUUAUAGUUUUCUAAUAUAACAAGGCUAACAUAAUAAUUGAGAUCAUACCAUUUCAGUGUAGAAUCUCUUUAAAACAUACAUUGUUAAAAAAGAAAAUCUGUUCUUGUAAUCCAAAGUGGACGUUCAGGCCUUGUGAAUACAAUUUUCUUUAUAUGGUACCGCUACAUGUAUUUUCUUAUAGUUGACUCUCGAAAAUUUAUUUAGUAAGCAUUUAUUUCUGUUUAUUUCUGUUUAUUUCCACUUACAUACAUGUUUGUUUUUAGCUCUUGUAUGUUUUAUUGAGAGAUUCCUUUUUGAAUUUGAAGAAAAUUUUACCAUUUUAAUGUGUGCUUGUAUGUAUUCCUUGGAGUUUAUUUGUGAAAAUUGCGGUAAUGACAAGUCAAGUUGUUCAUUUGUAUUGUAUAAUAUUAAUUUCAAUUAUACUGUUGAUAUAGAAACAGAAAUAUUAGAUGCUUCGAUGAAGCUACAUCUGUUAUGUAGAUAAAACUGUUGAUGUAGUUCAUCUCUUAUUGAUAACAUGCAAUUAUAUUGAUGAAUAUAUCAUGAUAAUGAGAUCGUACAUUUAAUGAGUGGUGUUGAAAUACUGAUCAAGGAAAUAAAAUUAAGUAAUUCUUCAUACAAAAUGGAAACAUACAGCACUUACAACCUUUUUGAUAAUAAUCAUGUGAGAUGGCUGAAGGGAAAGCAGUGUCUCUAAGUGAUGUAUUAAUUGUCGGAAGGCUUAUUUUUCUUCUAUAAAGUACCUUCUAGCUUCAUUAGUCCUCGAUACAGGUGAUUAACUUUAUACCUGUACUUAUUUUACAAAGGUGUUCAAGUUUGUGCAAUGGACUAGCCUAUAUUUGAGAGAAUAAAAAUAAAUUGAUCAUAAAUUUUGUUUUCAUGCAUUUUAGAAUAUUUACACAUAUAUUUCAAAUUACAUUUCUAUUGUAACACUGACAUUGUUUUCUAUUGUUGUCAUUUCCUUUUGAUAUUGUUUUAAUGGUGAAGUGAGCUGAGGCCAUGUUGCAGAUUCUGUUGUGUUCAUAUCUUAUUCCCAUAUUGUUGAUCUCCAUAUUAGAAAUGCUGGUCGACAAACAGCUCUGUAACUAUGCUUGCCAAAUUAUAACUUAUUUGGUGAACCUUAAAAUUACCAGCUAGGAAUAUGUAGAAUGGAUGUAAUCAAACAAUUUUGACAUACCAUAGGAAUAUGAUAGAGACCUAUUUAAUGAUAGUUUUUUUCUUACGUUUUCGCCGUAUCUUCUUUCAUUUUAUACGUUUUACUUGUAAAUAUUGUUAUUUAGAUCAUGCGUGCGUUUGUUACAUAUGAAGGUAAGGUUGUUCAAAUUUGUAAUAAUUAUGCGAUUCUCAAAUGGUGAUCAUUGAGACUCUUUGAAAAUUAAGCAAAUAAAUGUAGAUAUAUUACAUGUAAAUCAUAUUUCUUGACUUUCAAUCUCCAUUUACGAAACAAUUAUAGAGAAACUACCAAAGAGAAACCACUAAAUUAGUGUGACUCAGUUGCUGAUAUACACCUUGUGCAAGUAAUGUGUUGAGGAAGGCUAUUUCUACCAUAAUGGAUAGGUGUUAAUUAAG
This is a messenger RNA of Ylistrum balloti, 6177 nucleotides long. Its product is annotated as uridine-cytidine kinase 2-like. The record is from RefSeq and is a predicted model, not a curated record. Bases 1 to 831 code for a protein of 276 amino acids. The transcript has 7 exons. Gene Ontology annotation, molecular function: kinase activity; ATP binding. NCBI's taxonomy places the organism in Eukaryota, Metazoa, Mollusca, Bivalvia, Pectinida, Pectinidae. Gene Ontology annotation, cellular component: cytoplasm; cytosol.